Molecule: messenger RNA, 462 nt
Organism: Pisolithus orientalis
Lineage: Eukaryota; Fungi; Basidiomycota; Agaricomycetes; Boletales; Pisolithaceae
Exons: 2
Coding region: 1-462 (153 amino acids)
Source: RefSeq, a predicted model, not a curated record
AUGUCCUCUCUCACUCCAGUGCAAGUUCCCCUUGGGCAUUUCCCGAUCGAAGUCGUCCAAUUCUGGCGGGGUGAAAGAGCCCCUGGACAGCCUUUCCCCCCACAUUGGGCCAUCUUCGUGCGGACAGCAGGUUCUCUCGGCAACUACUAUCACGUCCUUGGGAACGUCGACACUUUUAGGGUGGCCAUCGAACGCAAUUUUCAGCAAACAAACGGUGGAGCGUGGAGAGGUAGCCACACCGUUGGAUAUGUUGCGCCCCACCACUUGGCCGCUUUAGAGUCCGCUCUUUAUCAUGUGCCAGUCGUUCGAUAUGACCCUUCCUGGAACACCCAGAGAUGGGUUCAUGAGGCAAUUCGGACACUCCGUAGCCUUAAUUUUUUUAUCCACCCGGAGGUAACAACGGCGAGGUUGCAAACCCAGAUGGCAUGUCUACUUGAGGCUUGGGAAAAUGGGGAGAUCUAG